AUGGCUUCUCCGGUGUCUCCUUACAGACCAUAUUUGGCUGUGCACGAGGCGUUGUUGAAUGGGGGAAAGGAUGAGCGACCGACUGCUUUGCAGGUCGUCGCGGACUGCAAUGCUUUGGGUUCGCUGAGAGGGCAGAGUGUGCUGAUUACGGGAUGCUCGGGUGGGAUCGGCAAGACGACCGCUGCGGCUCUGUAUGAGACUGGUGCAGCUCUGUACCUGACGGCGAGGGACUUGUCGAAGAUGGAGGAUGUCAUUGAGGAGAUCGUGCAGAAGUCUCCUUCGAAAGAGAAGGGGUUUCCAAGACCUGUCCCCAUCGAACUGCACCUGGAUUCUCUGGAGAGCGUGCGGUCCGCGGCGACCACGAUCAAGUCGAAAACCGAUAGUCUCCACCUCCUGAUCAACAACGCAGGCGUCGGCGGAGUCCCCCACGGCACCACGAAAGACGGCUUCGAAACGCACAUGGGCGUGAACCACUUCGCGCACUUCCUCCUCUUCCAACUCCUCCGCCCACUCCUACUCAAAGCCCACCAAACCACGCACCGCCCCUCCCGCAUCAUCAACGUCUCCUCAACCGCCCACUUCCUCUCCCAAAUCUCCUUCUCCGACCUCAACUGGCAGACCCGCUCGUACCAGAAAUUCCCUGCCUACGGCCAAUCCAAACUCGCCAACAUCUUCAUGACCACCGAACUCACGCGCCGCUACAGCUCGCAGGGCCUCCUCGGCCUCGCAGUCCACCCCGGCGGAAUCUUCGAAGGCUCCCAGCUGACGCGAUACAUGACCGAGGAGGACUCCGCGGGGUUCACGAAGGAGUCUAUGGAGAGGAUCCAGAAGGUUAAUAAGACCCCCGAGCAAGGGGCCGCGACAACGGUGUGGGCGGCUGUGAGUGGACGGUUUGAGGAUGUGGCGAAUGGGGGCAGGUAUUUGGGGGAUGUUGGGGAGAGUCCUUUGGCGAGCGACGACGAGGUUUUUGAGUAUACGGCGGCUUAUGCGGGGCAUGCUUUUGAUGAGGAGGGGGAGAGGAGGUUGUGGGAGGUUAGUUGUGAGGCUGUUGGGGUGGAUGGGGAUUUGUAG
Zasmidium cellare ATCC 36951 is the source of this 1071-nucleotide messenger RNA. RefSeq lists its product as uncharacterized. NCBI's taxonomy places the organism in Eukaryota, Fungi, Ascomycota, Dothideomycetes, Mycosphaerellales, Mycosphaerellaceae. The transcript is spliced from 2 exons. The record is from RefSeq and is a predicted model, not a curated record. The coding region runs from base 1 to 1071 and encodes 356 amino acids.